AUGGAGGAACUUUUAACACAGGAUGCGAAUCCUAUAGAAAUGGGGUCUGGAGGAAUCAUGACUUGGAAAUCAGAUGAUGUUUACUCGAAAGUUAUGGGUCUAGAACGGCCCGGACGUGUGCGCGGUUUGGGGUUUGGGUCAACCCCUACAAAGCAAACUUGUCAACAUUCACUAUCAGCUUCAAACCAAGAAAAUGGUAUAUCAAAGGAAGAGUUUGAUAAAAUGCGGAACGAAUUAAUUGACUUGCGAAACUUAGUAAACACAUUCGUGCAUGCACAGGCUUCAGGAAAAAAUCAAAAUGAGAAUGAAGAGGAAGAGAAAGAUGAAGAAGAGGAAAAUGCUGAAGAGGAGGAAGAUCAAGAGGAAGAUGAAGAGGCGGAAGAGAAUGAUGAGGACAAUGAUUGAGGGUCAGGAUCACAAGUUAGACUAUAAUUGAGACUAUAUUUAUGGUAUUUGUCAUAUAUCAACGUUUGCUCUGUUUAAUGGUAUUUGCAGCUUUCCUUAGUUAAGACUAAAUUAAUGGUUAUGUCAUAUAUCGACGUUUGCUCUGUUUUGCUAAGUUGGAAUUAGGACGGAUUAUAAAAGGAUAAGUGCUGGAUUAUGCA
Molecule: messenger RNA, 605 nt
Organism: Carya illinoinensis
Lineage: Eukaryota; Viridiplantae; Streptophyta; Magnoliopsida; Fagales; Juglandaceae
Product: histone H3.v1-like
Exons: 2
Coding region: 1-405 (134 amino acids)
Source: RefSeq, a predicted model, not a curated record